AUGGCAUUCAAUUAUAGGCUCAGAAACGGACACCCUUGUGAUGCCGUUCCUGGUUAUCUGUCUUCGGCAGCGACGACGUUGCUCAUUUGCUGGACGUGCUUUUCCCUUGUUUUUCACUCGCUUCAAAUUCGGCAGAAUCAAAGUUUCUCGCGCGAAAGGUGGGGUGACCGAGUUCGUCGGCUGCGUGUGUUUUGCCAAUUCGAGACAGAGAAAAAGCAGAUAAGAAAGUUUCCCCCUUUUCUUGAAAGCUCGUUACUUUCUGGUAAUGGUGCUCUGGCCCCAGAUGAGUGGAGAGCUGUUCCUGACAUUUGGAGAUCUUCAGCGGAGAAGUAUGGGGAUCGGGUAGCCCUGGUGGACCCAUACCAUGAUCCACCUUCAACUAUAACAUAUAAACAGUUGGAGCAGUCGAUUUUGGAUUUUGCUGAAGGCUUGAGAGUGAUUGGAGUCAGGCCAGAUGAGAAGAUUGCACUUUUUGCUGAUAAUUCUUGUAGGUGGCUUGUAGCAGAUCAAGGCAUGAUGGCAAGUGGAGCAAUCAAUGUGGUAAGGGGUUCAAGAUCAUCGGUUGAAGAGCUAUUGCAAAUAUACAAUCACUCCGAAAGUGUUGCACUUGCCGUGGACAAUCCUGAAAUGUUUAAUCGGAUGGCAGAGACAUUCUAUUCUAAGACUUCCAUGAGAUUUCUUAUUCUACUUUGGGGAGAUAAAUCACAAUUACUUGGUAACAAGAGCAAGCAGCUUCCUGUCUUUAAUUUCGUGGAGGUCAUGGAUUUGGGGCAACAAAGUCGCAAGGCCUUGUUAGAAUCACAUGAUUCUGAGCAACGCUAUGUGUAUGAAGCAAUCGACUCUGAUGACAUUGCUGCUCUUUUAUACACAAGUGGAACUACUGGAAAUCCAAAAGGUGUUAUGCUUACUCAUGGGAAUCUUCUGCAUCAGAUCAAAAACUUGUGGGAUGUAGUACCUGCUGAACCUGGGGAUAGAUUUCUAAGCAUGCUGCCACCUUGGCAUGCAUACGAAAGGGCUUGUGAGUAUUUCAUUUUCUCACAUGGAACUGAGCAAGUAUACUCAACUGUGAGAAACCUAAAGGAUGAUUUGGGACAUUAUCAACCACAUUACUUGAUCUCUGUUCCGUUAGUUUAUGAAACAUUAUACAGUAAUAUCCAGAAGCAGAUAUCUACUAGUUCUCUUCUGAGAAAGCUUGUUGCACUGACUUUCAUAAGGGUCAGCUUGGCGUACAUGGAGUGUAAAAGGAUUUAUGAGGGGAAAUGCCUGACAAAGCAUCAGAAUCAGCCUUCCUAUGUCUAUUCAAUAGUGGAUUGGUUAUGGGCAAGAAUCAUUGCCAUAAUAUUACUUCCAGUUCAUUUGCUGGCGAAGAAACUUGUCUACAGCAAAAUCCAUUCAGCUAUUGGAAUAACAAAGGCUGGAGUAAGUGGUGGCGGUAGUUUGCCCUUGCAUGUCGAUAGAUUUUUUGAGGCAAUUGGUGUGAAAGUGCAGAAUGGAUAUGGCUUAACAGAGACUUCUCCUGUAAUUGCUGCUCGACGACCUGGAUGUAAUGUUGUUGGAUCUGUUGGGCAUCCUAUUCAACACACAGAAUUCAAAGUUGUAGAUUAUGAAACUGGUGAAGUUCUUCCACCGGGUUCAAAGGGCAUAUUAAAGGUCAGGGGCCCACAAGUGAUGAAAGGAUACUAUAAGAAUCCUUCAGCUACAGAUCAAGCCAUAGAUAAGGAUGGAUGGCUGAAUACUGGUGAUAUGGGUUGGAUUGCUCCUCGUCACUCAGUUGGGAGGUGUCGUCAUUCUGGAGAUGUGAUAGUUGUGGAAGGCCGUGCUAAAGAUACUAUUGUUCUUUCAACAGGAGAAAAUGUUGAGCCAGUAGAACUUGAAGAAGCUGCCAUGAGGAGUAGUUUAAUUCAACAUAUUAUUGUUGUUGGCCAGGAUAAGCGACGUCUAGGAGCUGUGAUCGUUCCUAACAAGGAAGAAAUUGUGAAAACAGCAAGGAACUUGUCAAUUACAGAUCCCAACAGUUCUGAUGUCAGUAAGGAAAAAGCAACCGGCCUGAUAUAUAAAGAACUAAAGACCUGGACAUCAAAUUUUCCAUUCCAAAUUGGACCUAUCCUUCUUAUAGAUGAGCCUUUCACGAUUGAUAAUGGCCUUAUGACUCCCACUAUGAAAGUUCGAAGGGACAAAGUUGUGGCGCAAUACAGGGAGCAAAUAGACGAUAUGUACAAGUAAACUAGCUGCUGGGAAUAGUAUCAUACCGGCACGGGAGAGUCAUGACCGUGUUCUCUGUAUACUGUAUUCUCCUAAAAAAAUAAAAAGAUUGUUCCCCACAUUGAAAUUUAGCCUGAUUUGUGUAAUUGUUUUGAAGCAACUAUCCAGAACCGAGAUGAAUACUUAUUUUAAAAAUACGAGUAAUAAUAAAGAACAGACAGACAUUACAAUGCAA
This is a messenger RNA of Neltuma alba, 2437 nucleotides long. RefSeq names its product probable acyl-activating enzyme 16, chloroplastic. The record is from RefSeq and is a predicted model, not a curated record. The transcript is spliced from 19 exons. Gene Ontology annotation, cellular component: chloroplast. Gene Ontology annotation, molecular function: long-chain fatty acid [acyl-carrier-protein] ligase activity. Gene Ontology annotation, biological process: fatty acid elongation. Bases 1 to 2223 code for a protein of 740 amino acids. Lineage: Eukaryota; Viridiplantae; Streptophyta; Magnoliopsida; Fabales; Fabaceae.